Bradysia coprophila is the source of this 2171-nucleotide messenger RNA. It is a transcript of the gene dpr14, whose product is annotated as defective proboscis extension response 14. The record is from RefSeq and is a predicted model, not a curated record. Gene Ontology annotation, cellular component: neuron projection membrane. Lineage: Eukaryota; Metazoa; Arthropoda; Insecta; Diptera; Sciaridae. Gene Ontology annotation, biological process: synapse organization.
AAUGGAUACAGCUCCACUAUAACUGAGUGAACAAAAGUACGAGAAUACAGUUGAAGUAGAAAGCACUUGUUUGUUGGAUGAAAAUUCAUAUCAAAAAUUAUUAUAUCGUCGGUUUUGGUGUGUGCAUGGCCAACAGAUUUUUUUUUUGAAUGGUAAUAAAGAACGUGCAUGGGUGGAAGGCAUAUCGUAUAAAUACAUAAUAUUGAACGAAAUAUAGUAAUUAGCUCACAAAGAGCUUUUGAUGUGAAUCGUCAGGCACUGGUGUUGUUUACAAACGUUGUGUUACAUUCAAAAUUUACAUCAAAGAGAAACGGGAAAUGUUUGUUUUGCAUAUCAAUUAAGUGAAAGUGGACAAAAUUUUCGUUUUUGUUUUUUUCCAAAAUAAAAAUUUAAAUUUAUUUUUCUCGUGCAACAUAUGGUUAGACUGGAAGAACAAUUUGAAUAAAACGGAACAGUUAGAUGAUAACGCCUAGCGUCUCGAUGAAUCGUUGAGUUUUACAAGUGGUGAAUUAGUGAUAGAUAAACAGUUCUUUCGUUGUGCAAUAUAUUAAUAAAAUGUAAACGAAACCUUUAAACGGAUUAAAAUUGGAUAUGGAAAAGACGACUAAAAUUUCAUCAAUAUGGUGAAAGUUACCAGUUUUUUUCGGAGACGUCUUCCAGCCGAAUUCACCGGAUAUCAUCUCAUCAAAAGUGAAUGCUAUGAAAUUUGAAACGACUCAAAUAAUUGAUUGAACGAGCAAAAAAAUGUGCAUCACACAAACAAGUUUAAUGAAAAAUGUGCGCGAAAUUUUUAAUUACAAUGUUUAAUGGGAAAGUUAAUUUUCCUUUUUGAGAUUGCAUCGUUUCAAACUCUUUCCAGGAAAAUCGACGUUUGAACGUUCUUAUGUGUAGAAUGUGAAAUAAAGGAGAGAAAGAAAGAAAAAACAUUGAAAUCAGAAACGGUUCGACAGAAAAACGAAUCAAAGGGAUAAUAAAACUUUUGAUGUCGAUGUGAUCGAAGAGUGAACUAACGUUUCGAUAACAGUGAGAUCUAUAGAACAAACGAAUAGACGAUGAAGACUUACAUGGAAUGGAUAUUAUUUUCAUAUAUUAUGUUACUGCAUAUGAGAUUGUUUACGUUUACAAUUAUAAAGCCACGUGAAGGCGAUCCAUUCGAUUCGUUUCCCAAAAAUUUCUGGCAAGAGUUUUCAUCGCCUUUCACAGACACACCGGAAAAUGAAGAUAAUGAUGACAUUGAGGAGACCACAACACAUGAACCAUUCCCGUUUUUCGAUGAAAGUGGUAGUAGUGUAAAUGUGACCACACAUCUGGGAAAUACCGUAUACUUGCACUGUCGAGUAAAUGAUUUGAAUGGAAAAACCGUGUCAUGGGUGCGCCGGAGAGGCGAUGAACUGAAUCUUAUAACGUUUGACAAGCACACGUACAGCAGCGAUUCCAGGUAUUCACUGGAAUUCGAAGCACCCAACGACUGGCGAUUAUUGAUACAAUACGCAAACGAACGUGAUGAGGGACAUUACGAAUGUCAAGUGUCCGCUCAUCCUCGACCGCUGGUGUUAUUGGUAUAUUUAACGGUUGUUGUACCAUACAUAGCUAUCGAUGACGACCGAGGCGUAUCAACCCCAGAGAAAUUUUAUCGUGUAGGCAGUACCAUCGAACUGAAAUGUAUUAUCGAUAAGAUUCCUCAUCGUGCCAAUUUUGUGAUUUGGAAGCAUGGCAUGCGGAUGCUGAAUUACGAUACAAGUCGUGGUGGUAUAAGCGUGAAAACUGAUUUGCAUACUGGCGGAGCCCUAAGCAGAUUAUACAUUGCAAAUGCAAACCGCCACGAUUCAGGAAAUUAUACUUGCGCGCUGGGUGACUUUGCUAAAACAACUGUGGCUGUACACGUACUAAAUGGAGAAAAUCCAGCAGCUAUGCAACAUGCAAACAGCGCAAGAUGGACACCAAUUACACUGGUGGUAUUUCUGUUGACCUUAAUCGUUUUUGGCCACAAUAAUUUGCGGUGACUAUAAUUCUGUGAGCAUGGUUUCUCUUUCGUUUAGUUUUUUUUUAUUUUAAUUUAGAAUUUAUAUUUGUUUGAAACAAAUUGAAUACACGAGAGAAUAUAUUUAUGAAAUAUAACUAUUGUGUGUAUGGCAAAAAAAAGAAGAAAAACUGUUGUUAAUAGGUUUAUA